Molecule: messenger RNA, 939 nt
Organism: Lactuca sativa (garden lettuce)
Lineage: Eukaryota; Viridiplantae; Streptophyta; Magnoliopsida; Asterales; Asteraceae
Source: RefSeq, a predicted model, not a curated record
AUGCCUCCUCGUAGAUCAGCACGCAGAAACUCAUCUCCAACACCACCUCCACCACCUCCUCCAAUUAUGGAUGCUGCUAUGUUCCAAACUGCUGUAACCGCCGCUGUAACGGAAACGAUGGCUCAAAUGAACAACAACGGGUCAGGAGGAGGAACAAACAGCUGUACAAAUGGCCAAAGCCAAGGCUGUUCCAGAGUCGGUGAUGGAAAUGAGGAAACAGUGGACGAGAGCUUUAUUCGCAUACCUGAUGACAUGGAUAUUAAAUACACUAAUAAAGCUAACUCAGUGGAUGCUCUUAUUGAUGCAAUCAUUCCUUCUUUGCAAUUCAAUGAAGAUGAUUCAAAAUUUAUCAUUUCUAGGGUAAUAUUGACAACUAAAAAUGAAAGUGUUGAUGAGAUAAAUGACCAAAUGAUCGAGCGGUUUUCAGGAGAGAAAAAAGUUUGCUACAGUUAUGAUGAAGCGGAAGACUAUAGUAAUAACUUAUAUCUGACGAAGUUCUUGAACUCGCUGAAUGUUAGUGGUCUUCCCCCUCAUUAUCUUUGGUUAAAAAUUGGUUGUCCAAUGAUACUAUUACGAAAUAUCGAUCCUUCGAAUGGAUUACAAAUAGUUGUUGGUCAGCAUGCUGGAAAAAAUGUGUUUUGGCCAAGAAUUCCUCUAUGUCUGUCUAAUGAUGACAUGCUCCCAUUCAAAUUGAAGAGAAAGAAAUUUCCACUUCGCCUCAUUUUCUCGAUGACGAUCAAUAAAUCUCAAGGACAAACAAUUCCAAACAUGGGAGUUUAUCUACCAGAAUCGGUAUUCUCACAUGACCAACUUUAUGUGGCCUUAUCUAGAGGAAUAUCGCGUGUUGAUACAAAGGUAUUAGUAAAGCCAGAAAAAAGGUUCGAUCAUGAUGCAAUCUACACAUCAAAUGUAGUGUACAAAGAAGUCUUAUAUGAUUAA